Molecule: messenger RNA, 1197 nt
Organism: Brassica napus (rape)
Lineage: Eukaryota; Viridiplantae; Streptophyta; Magnoliopsida; Brassicales; Brassicaceae
Exons: 5
Coding region: 1-1197 (398 amino acids)
Source: RefSeq, a predicted model, not a curated record
AUGGCUCCUAGACCGAGACCAGCAGCUCCUGCACCUACGUAUGCGGAUUUGUUUGGCGAUGGAUCUUCCUCUAGCAGUCCAUCGUCUUCUUCCAGGACAGUUCCAGACUCUCACACAUCUCGGAGAGUUUCUUCGACCCCUCCUCCUCUUCUAUCUCAGAUGCCUCCCCCACCAGCUCCACCUGUCGCCCCGGAUCAGCCUGCCCCACCGGCUGCAGUUCAUCCAGAUUUGCGGGUGCCAGCUCAUGCACCAUUCGCAAGAUACACCGUCGAGGAUUUGCUUGCCCAGCCCGGACGAGAGGGUUUACACGUUCUGGACCCCGAUAGACCCCCGGAGACGAUGAAGGGAUAUUAUGACGGCCCUUAUCCCAACUGGACCAUGACUCCCGAUCACGUCAAGACGACGUGGUUUAAAUGUUUUGCGCAAAGGUGGAACUGGUCCGUAGGAAUCACCGAGAGGGUGAAGAGCGAAUUUAUUGCAAAGGCGAAAACUCGUCUUUGCAACACCGUCUCCGAUUGGAUGGACAAGUGGGAGAUUUACGGCUAUGAGGGGAAGCCGAGCGGGGUCACAAAGGAAGCAUGGGAUGGCCUCAUCACCUAUUGGAACGAACCCAGCUCCAUCCGCAAAGCCAACUCCUGCUCCGCUUCCCGAAGAACGAGGGAUAAAGAUGGCCAUUUGCCCAUGGUUCAUAGAACCGGCCAAAAACCCCCAUGCCGGAAUUCCUCUCGAAGCUAUGGGGUUUUUGUGGAUCCUGCAUCCGAGAAACUCUUCAACGCUGUGGCGUCUCGGGUUGAAGAGCAAGAGACGCAACUUACCCAACAGGCUGCAGAUGGAUUACCCGUCAAGUUGUCAACCGAAGAGGUCGACCGGAUCUUCGAGGAGGUAGCUCCUAGAAAGAAGGGAAGGACGGUCGGAAUAGGUUUCGUUAACGAAGUUGCAAGGGCGACUUCGUCAUACUAUUCGAGACGGGACCAGGACAACGACCGGAUGCAGGCUCGCAUGGAUACCCAGCAGCAGCGUUUGGACUCUCUCGAGGGUUUGCUGGAUGUGAUGGCGGUGGGAAAUCUAACUUUGCAGAGAGCUUUGGCGGAGAGACGAGCAGCUCUCGGGAUGAGCCAGCCGGAUCCCGAAGCAGGAACGUCUACAGACCCGAACCCCUCAGCCAACUACUUCGAUGACGAUGAUGUUGGCCUUUAG